Messenger RNA from Notolabrus celidotus (New Zealand spotty), 2106 nucleotides. Its product is annotated as E3 ubiquitin-protein ligase TRIM21-like. Gene Ontology annotation, molecular function: protein binding; zinc ion binding. The transcript is spliced from 2 exons. Bases 100 to 1920 code for a protein of 606 amino acids. Lineage: Eukaryota; Metazoa; Chordata; Actinopteri; Labriformes; Labridae. The record is from RefSeq and is a predicted model, not a curated record.
GCUGACAGGAGCCUCUGUUUUUCUUUCUAACAAUCAACAAGAAUUUUGGAUCUUUUUCACAACGUAGCAGUCUCUGAAUAAACAGCACAUCGUGAAGUCAUGGAGGCAGCGUCUUGUUUCCUGCCUGAGGACCAGUUCCUGUGCUCCAUCUGUCUGGAUGUGUUCACUCAUCCUGUCACCAUACCAUGUGGACACAACUUCUGCAAAGACUGCAUCUCUGAACACUGGAGUACCAAAGACCAGUGCCUGUGUCCCAUGUGUAAGAAGGUUUUCAGCUCAAAGCCCGAUCUGUACAUCAACACCUUCAUCUCUGAGAUGGUCGCUCAGUUCAGAGACAAAGCUCAGCAGGAAGCCAGCAGCAGCAGCUCAGAGCAACAAGAGUCCAAACCAGGAGAAGUCCUCUGUGACAUCUGCACUGGGACCAAACUGAAGGCCCUGAAGUCCUGCUUAGACUGUCUGGUGUCCUACUGUGAGACUCACCUGGAGCUUCACCUGACAGCUCCACGUCUGAAAAGACACCAGCUGAUCGACGCCGUGGAGAACCUGGAGGACAGGAUGUGUCCGAAGCACGAUAAACCUCUGGAGCUGUUCUGUAAGACCGAUCAGACGUGUGUCUGCGUCCUCUGCUCUGUUUUAGACCACAAGACCCACGAGUUUGUUCCUCUGGGAGAAGAAUAUGAAGACAAGAAGGCCGAGCUGGAGGAGACGGACGCUGAAAUCCAGGAGAUGAUCCAGAACAGACGAGUGAAGAUUCAGGAGAUCAAACUCUCAGCUGACCUCGGUAAGAGAAAUCCAGACAGAGAGAUGGCAGAAGGUGUUCGAGUCUUCACCGCUCUGAAGGAGUCUGUUGAGAGAGGCCAGGCCGAGCUCAUGGACUCCAUCAAAGAGAAGCAGAAAACAGCAGAGCAACAGGACCAAGACUUCAUCCACCAGCUGGAAGAGGAGAUCUCUGAGCUGAAGAAGAGAAGCUCUGAAGUGAAGCAGCUCUCAGGCUCUGAAGACCACCUCCAUCUUCUCCAGAGAGUCCAGUCCCUGAACAUCAACCACCCACCACCAACCAAAGACUGGACACAGGUUAAUGUCUGUCCAACUUCACAUUGGGGGACUGUGGUGGGAGCUGCUGCUCAGCUGGAGGAGACUCUCAGAAAGGAGAUGAAGAAGCUGCUUCAAGCUGAGCUGAGAGCUGCUGCUCAGCUGGGGGAGGCUCUCAGAGAGGAGAUGAGGAAGCUGCUUCAAGCUAAGCUGAGAGCUGCUGUUCAGCAGGAGGAGACUCUCAUAGGACGGAUGAAGAAGCUGCUGGCUCAAACUGAGCUGAAGAGAGUCCAGCAGUACGCAGCAGAUGUGACUCUUGAUCCUGAUACAGCACAUCCCAAACUCAUCCUGUCUGAUGAUGGGAAACAAGUUAGGGAUAGUGAUGUGUGGAAGAAUCUCCCAAACAACCCAGAGAGGUUUUCUCCUUGUGUUUAUGUUUUAGGAAAGCAGAGUUUCUCUUCAGGCAGAUUUUACUUCGAGGUUCAGGUUCAAGGAAAAACUGAAUGGACUUUCGGAGUGGCAAGAGAGUCGAUCGACAGGAAGGGACUGAUCACAGCGAGGCCUCAGUUUGGUUUCUGGUCAUUAUGUUUGAGAAAUGGAAAAGAGUAUAAAGCUCUUGAUAACCCUCCAGUCCUUCUCUCUCUGAGGUCUCAACCUGAGAAGGUGGGGGUGUUCGUGGAUUAUGAGGAGGGUCUGGUCUCCUUUCAUGACGUAGACUCUGCAGCUCUUAUCUACUCCUUCACUGGCUGCUCCUUCACCAGCAAACUCCACCCUUACUUCGGUCCUUCUCUAAACUACAAAGGUAAAAACUCCGCCCCUCUGAUCAUUACUCCUGUCAAUCGGGAGAGAAAAGCGGCCUUUCAAGAUCCCACUUUGAAAAAAGAUUAAUGACACAACAGCUUCCCUAAAGGUGAGGGCAAAACCUUAAGAGCUCCCCAUAGUGACUGGCUGUAGUAGAGGUCAUGGGUUAUUAGUUAAGUCUGAAUUAGCAAUUUGAUGCAAGAAAAAGAGGUAUAAAGUAGGAGAGAGAGUCGACCAAUAAAGGGUCUAUUUUAGAUCCAAAUCUUCUUCAGG